AUGCAUAAUCAAUCAAUAAAAAAAAUUCAAUUUUUAGAAAAUGAAAAAAAUCAUAUUGAAAUUUUAACACAAACCAAUGAAAAAUAUCAUAUAGAUCAUUUAAUUAGUGCAAUACCAGCAUUUGCAUUAGCGAAUUAUCUUGAUAAUAAGCAACAUGAAAUAUUACGAUCACGAUUAAAUCAAAUACCAUUUGUUAAUAUAAUUGUUAUUAAUUUACUUUUGGAAAAAGAAGAUAUUUUUCCUCAAGUAGCAUUUGGUUAUUUAAUUCCAUCACGUGAACAAUCACAUUUACUUGGAGUUUUAUUUGAUUCAUGUAUACGUCAUGAAAGUGAUAAACAAAAACGUGGUUCACAAUUAACUGUUAUGAUGGGUGGAGCAUGGUUUGAUCAAUUACGAUUAGGACAAUGUACUGAUGAACAAUUAAUGCAUAUUACUAUGAAUGAAUUAAAAACACAAAUGAAUUUAAAUGAAAAACCAUUAUUUUAUUCAAUAUCAAGACUUAAUAAAGCAAUACCAGUAUGUUAA
This is a messenger RNA of Rotaria sp. Silwood2, 525 nucleotides long. The record is from the annotation of a GenBank genome assembly. NCBI's taxonomy places the organism in Eukaryota, Metazoa, Rotifera, Eurotatoria, Philodinida, Philodinidae.